Cynocephalus volans (Philippine flying lemur) is the source of this 1081-nucleotide messenger RNA. RefSeq names its product A-kinase anchoring protein 14 (gene AKAP14). The record is from RefSeq and is a predicted model, not a curated record. Gene Ontology annotation, molecular function: protein kinase A regulatory subunit binding. Gene Ontology annotation, cellular component: cAMP-dependent protein kinase complex. The coding region runs from base 395 to 1081 and encodes 228 amino acids. NCBI's taxonomy places the organism in Eukaryota, Metazoa, Chordata, Mammalia, Dermoptera, Cynocephalidae. The transcript has 8 exons.
GGUUCAUGGCAGUUGGUCUGAUGGGCUUUAUGAGAUUCAGACCAAUGGGCAGAACUGAGGCCAGUCAUUAUUAUUGAUAGUAUUCGGAGCUCUGGAACUUUCGUGCUCACCAGUGAUGGUGUCCACACGAAUCCUCUUUCUGGCUUGGCUGCUGGGCAUUGAACCUGAACCUAAUGAGGGAGAGCUCAGGAUACACCUGUUCCAAGCAGUCAGAAACCUGUGGGCUUUGCUUCUCAUUGGUUGAAACUGAUGUUGCCCCGGCAACAUUUGUAAACAUUCUGUCUGGGAAUCUUGGGGAAAAGCUGCCGAGAGACUUCUUCAGAGGCUUCCCCAGCUACUGCUGCUACUGCUUCAAACAAGGAUCUGGUCACUCAGUGGCUGGUGGACCAUCUGCAUGGUGGUUGUGAUGUCUAGCCACUUUAGUGGCAGCCGUGGUUACUGUGUUGGCUGUGGUGGACCACCCACUUGGAGGCAAAAGAAAAUGAAUGUGACUAAAAAUGUCAAAAGUCAGAAGACAACGGACGUAGCUUUUGCAAGAGAGAUGAAGAAACUGACAAUACAAGACGACAGCGACGUGACUGAAGUGGCUUUAGCCCUAGCUGAGGAUGCCAUUGCAGCUGCUGUUAAGUUUGUGGAAGAAGAGGAAAACCCCAUCAAAAACAUUAAAUGGAUCACCCAUGGUGAAUUCACAGCGGAAAGGGGCCGUAGACAAAUUGAUAAGUUCGUUUCGACUUGGGAUUGUCAAAGUCACUGGGUGUGCUACACAGAGUUUGUAGAGAGGAAAGACUUAAUUCAUUCCUUCCACUACAUAUACUGUGUACGCUGGAGCAUACCAACCGCUCGGAGACCCAUGGCACGAGUCAGUGCUGCUGUCUACUUCACCAUAAAGAUCAACAAAGGCAAACCUCCGGAUGCACCCAUUGAUGUCUCUUAUACCCUUGAGGACCAAUCAUUAGUUCAAAGACCAGGAAUGAUUCGCUUUCGAGAAAAAUGGCUGAGGGACAUUAUCGAGACCAAAAAUGAUUUACUGGAAAUACUUGCUUCUAAUUCACUAUUGCCUGAUUUUAACCAAAUGUUUUAG